AUGAGAGAGCUGAAACAAAUCCACACCCACAUCAUAAAGUCCCCAUUUUUACUCAAACAAGACCAAACCUUUCUCAUCACUCGUCUCCUAUUCUUCUGCGCUCUAUCCGAUUCGGGUUCUCAGACCUACGCCACCGCAGUUUUUCGGGUCAUAAAGAACCCGACUCUCUACGUCUACAACAUCAUGAUCAGAGCAUACGCGUGUAGAAAGACCAGUGCUUUGGAUAAACCUGCUUCGUUUUGGUCGUUGGUGUUGUAUAAGCAAAUGGUUGGUAAUGGGAUUGGGCCCAAUAGCCUCACUUUUCCGUUUCUUGUGAAGGAAUGCGCGGCGAGGAGUGACGGCGGCGCUGGUCUGAGCAUUCAUAGCCAAGUGCUUAAGUACGGGUGUGAAGAUGAUGUGUUUGUUCGAAACUCGUUGAUGAAUAUGUACUCUGUUUGUAGGUCUUUGAGUUGCGCACGCAGGGUGUUCGAUGAAAUGCCUGAGAGAGAUGUGGUUUCGUGGAACUCGAUGAUUAAGGGGUGUUUGAGAAGUGGGGAACUUGAUGAGGCGAUGGAUGUAUUUGGGAAGAUGAAGCAGAGGAGUAUUUUUAGUUGGAAUUCCAUUAUAACCGGGUGUGUUCAGGGUGGUCGGCUGAAGGAGGCAUUUGGAACUUUUUCAUGA
Messenger RNA from Rosa chinensis, 660 nucleotides. RefSeq names its product pentatricopeptide repeat-containing protein At5g66520. The transcript has a single exon. Gene Ontology annotation, biological process: RNA modification. Lineage: Eukaryota; Viridiplantae; Streptophyta; Magnoliopsida; Rosales; Rosaceae. The coding region runs from base 1 to 660 and encodes 219 amino acids. The record is from RefSeq and is a predicted model, not a curated record. Gene Ontology annotation, molecular function: protein binding; RNA binding.